Sorex fumeus (smoky shrew) is the source of this 942-nucleotide messenger RNA. RefSeq names its product olfactory receptor 9K2-like. The transcript has a single exon. The record is from RefSeq and is a predicted model, not a curated record. Lineage: Eukaryota; Metazoa; Chordata; Mammalia; Eulipotyphla; Soricidae. Gene Ontology annotation, cellular component: membrane. Gene Ontology annotation, biological process: G protein-coupled receptor signaling pathway; sensory perception of smell. The coding region runs from base 1 to 942 and encodes 313 amino acids. Gene Ontology annotation, molecular function: olfactory receptor activity; G protein-coupled receptor activity; odorant binding.
AUGGGUGACAAGGGAAUGGGAAACUACUCAGAUGUAACUGACUUCAUUCUUGCAGGGUUUAGGGUUGGUCCAGAAUAUAAUGUCCUCCUCUUCUUCCUGUUCCUGAUAAUUUACAUCAUGAUCCUUUUGGGGAACAUUAGUAUGAUGUCAAUCAUAGUCACUGACUCCCAGCUGAACACACCAAUGUAUUUCUUUCUAGGCAAUCUCUCCUUCAUUGACCUCUUCUACUCAACUGUUAUUGCACCAAAAGCCAUGGCCUGCUUCCUGUCUGAGAAAAAGAUUAUCUCCUUUGCAGGUUGUGUUUUCCAGGGCUUCCUUUUUGCACUUUUCAUUAUAACAGAGGGGUUUGUCCUGGCAGCCAUGGCCUAUGACCGCUUCAUUGCCAUCUGCAAUCCUCUUCUUUAUAAUAUCCACAUGACAAGACGCUUUUGCAGUCAUCUGGUUGCUGGUUCCUAUUUCUUUGGCUGGAUUAGUUCCACCCUCCAAGUCAGUGUAACAUUCUCAAUAUCUUUCUGUGCAUCCCGAGUGAUUAAUCACUUCUUCUGUGAUGCUUAUGAAAUUGAGAAAAUUUCCUGUUCUGAUCUCUAUAUCAAUAAGGUAGUAUCUCUUACUUUAGCUGCCAUUAUAAUUUUACCCACGGUCGUGAUUAUUAUAAUAUCUUACAUAUAUAUUGUGUCUACAGUCUUGAAGAUUCCCUCUAGAGAAGGGAAGAGGAAAGCCUUCUCCACUUGCAGCUCUCAUCUAGGGGUUAUAAGUGUGCUCUAUGGAACUGUUUCCUUUGUGUAUCUCACACCGCCAAGUAACCCUGAACUUCGUAAAGUGGCUUCAGUAUUUUACAUAUUGGUCACACCCAUGCUAAAUCCUCUAAUCUACUCUUUAAGAAACAAGGAAGUCAAACAAGCUUUGAGAAAAAUCCUGUGCAAGAAGAAAGCUUUAUCCUAA